UUCGCCCUAAGUCAGCUGGGAUAGGCUCCAGCCCCCCCGCGACCCUGCAGAGGAUUAAGCGGCGUACAUAUAAUGUACAGAUAAUGGAUGGAUGUUGAUAAUUUCCCUGGUAAGCUAUUAAGGAUCAGUACAAGAGGAGUUAGCCUAUGGUUGUCACACUUAACUGUUUCCAGAUAAAUUGAUAAAUUUCUUGUUCAGACGUGGUCUAAAACAAAAAGAGAUCAGAAGUGCGCUUUUGUCUUGUGGACACCAAAUCAGAUUUUCUAGAAAACUUCUUUGGCUGAAGGUGGGCACGUCAAACCGGAAGCAGCGAGUUGUGGCGAGAUAUUUUUAUGAUGCAGUACAGGACCAGCGUGGAUGUCCUUCCUUGAUUUGGAGUGACAGAGGGAAGGAAAACCAUCUUGUAGGUCAAAUGCAGAUUGCAUUUCAUAUGCGCAAGCUGGGAAACCAGGCACGGCUGCGCUUUAGAAUGGGGACAUCUGUCCAUAAUCAGAGAGCGGAAAGCUACAACAGCAUCUUAAAGAGGACGUGGAUUAAGAAAUGGCUGACAAAAUAUGAGGCCAUGAUGGAGUCUGGCAUUCUGGAAUUGGACAACGCAAUACACAUUAACUGCUUGCAGUAUACCCACCUGCCACUGCUCCAGGAAGACCUGAAAAUAGAGCAAGUACUGUGGAAUACGCAUGACAUACGCAAGCAGCGCAAUGCUCCAGGUCCUUUUGGGAAGCCAGACAUUCUCCACUCCUUACCACCUCCUGGCUAUGGCGACAUGUUGUGCCCAGUUGAUGAAGAUCUCUUGGACCAUGCAAAAACCCUCAUCGGGGAAAGAGAGGAAGCAUCACAAGUGGCAAACCAGGAGUUUCGGGACAUAUGCCACACCAUUUUACAAAAAAGUUCCUUUCCUGGCACAGCAGAUGGUUGUCUUGCCGCUUACCUGAUGCUGGUCCAGGAAUUCACUGCUGCCAUGAACAGCAAUGACAUUCAAACACCCCGAACAUUUCAGGACGCGAAUGAGGUGUACAAAGUAUUACACAGACAUAGAGUGGAGGUGAAUCACUAAAGAAUUAUAGAUGGGUCGGGUAGCUUUAAAUGUACAAUGUUUCUUCAGUGUUGAGGCUACAUUUUGACUAAAGUUGUGAAGCUGUAGCACGUAUGGUUGAUUUGUUAUGAAUUUUCAAAGUUUUGAACACUUGCUGUAGCGCCACUAUCAGGACUAUUGUGUUGAGUCUACAGCUGAUGUAAUCUGGCAUGGGACUGGACCUUUGUGCAAAGUUUGGUGAGUUUUUAUCCAUGGGAAUUAUGAUUUCCUCGGAGGAAGAAGAAGAAGAAGAAGAAGAAGAAGAAGAAGAAGAAGAAGUAAAUAACAGAUGUUUUAAAAUGCCAUUCUUGCAUUUGCUGCAAUGUUCACGAGAGCACAACUCAAAAUGCUCUCAACAAUCCAGUUUUUGAGGUAAAAUUCUGAUAUGUAUUUGUCAAACAUCAUCCACCAUGAAUGAAACUUUAUUAAUUUGUUUCAUGAAGCUCAUGUGAUAUUUUGAUGCGUCCUCAUCGCCACCCUUUUUGGGUCUUGAACCCACAUCCUCUUACACGAAGAACUAGCUCCUAACUCACUGAGCUAAUUGUCUUUAUAUGAGUCCUGAGGGGUAUUGUACAAAAAUAAAAUAAGGGAUUAAGCCUGGAUUUUUUUUGGUUAUUCUGGCUUAAUUUAGCCUCAAGUUGGUUGCAUGAAAGCAGGUCAAAUCUAUCCUGAUCAAGUUGCUAUGGUGAUUUAUUCUCUGCAGCUAGCCUGCUCCAGAUCAGGCUAACCGCCAGGCUAA
Molecule: messenger RNA, 1814 nt
Organism: Acanthopagrus latus (yellowfin seabream)
Lineage: Eukaryota; Metazoa; Chordata; Actinopteri; Spariformes; Sparidae
Exons: 7
Coding region: 413-1057 (214 amino acids)
Source: RefSeq, a predicted model, not a curated record